Molecule: messenger RNA, 1649 nt
Organism: Halichondria panicea
Lineage: Eukaryota; Metazoa; Porifera; Demospongiae; Suberitida; Halichondriidae
Product: spliceosome-associated protein CWC27 homolog
Exons: 13
Coding region: 166-1554 (462 amino acids)
Biological process (GO): protein folding; protein peptidyl-prolyl isomerization
Cellular component (GO): catalytic step 2 spliceosome
Molecular function (GO): peptidyl-prolyl cis-trans isomerase activity
Source: RefSeq, a predicted model, not a curated record
CAACUGAAAUCCACUGUAACAUUAUCGAUCAUAACUUUGAUUUGCCCUUCUCGGUCCUAGACAUAUGUACGUACCUAAUAUAAGCGCAAGCUAUAGCGCUAUAGCAUGAGCUAGAGAUCCAUGAUCCAGUACAUGCAAUAGAGAGAGAGAGAUCAGCAGUGCAGUAUGAGCCAAAUUUAUGUCAAUGAGCCUCCGACUAAUGGAAAGGUUCUGAUAAAGACAACUCUAGGAGAUGUUGACGUGGAGUUAUGGUCCAAGGAGGCGCCUCUGGCUUGUCGAAACUUUGUGCAGCUGUGCAUGGAAGGCUACUACAAUGGAAAUAUCUUCCAUAGGAUAGUCAGCGAGUUUAUUGCUCAAACUGGUGACCCCACUGGAACUGGAGAGGGCGGGGAGUCCAUCUAUGGCCACACCUUCAAGGAUGAGUUUCAUUCUCGGCUGAGGUUUAAGCGGCGAGGGCUGGUGGGGAUGGCUAACGCUAGCAAAGACGACAAUAGCAGUCAGUUUUUCUUCACUCUGGGCAGAGCAGACGAGCUCACUAACAAACACACUCUCUUUGGCAAGGUGUCUGGUCCCACACAGUACAAUAUACUUCGUCUAAACGAGGUACCCACGAACAAGGAGGACCAUCCCCUCGACCCUGUGCCCAAGAUUCUCAAGACUGAGGUCCUGGCAAACCCGUUUGACGACAUUGUUCCACGAGUAGACCCGAGAAAGCUGGACAAGACGAGGGAGAAGGCGAAGAGCCAGUCAAAAGCAACAAAGAACUUCAGUCUGCUGUCAUUUGGAGAGGAGGCUGAGGAAGAUGAGGAGGAGACACUAACUGCCAGUAAGGAGCUAAAGAUUAAGAGCAGCCACGAUGUACUCACAGAGGACUCCAAACUCAGUGCUCAACCGGCUGUUGACCAAUCAGAAUUGAGGAAGAAUGGAAAACGCAAAAACGAUGAAUCUAACGAUGGGGAUGAGGGGGACCACAAGAAACUGCGGUUGGAGGAGCACCCACUCAGCGCUCUGGAGGAGAGACUGCUCAAGGAAGAGCAGGUGAAGACAGAUAAGAAGAAGGCAAUGCGGGAUGAAGCCACUCAACUCAAGAAGGAGCUCAAAGAAUCUAAGAGAAGGAGGGAGGCAGAAAAAGAAGAAAAAGAAGCUCAAGAGAGAGAGUUGCCUGAGGCUGUACGAGACCUCCGUAAGGAGAUGGCCAAGUAUCGGUCAAUCAAGGGCACCAUCGCUACGGGUGGAGAUAGGGAGGGUCAGACAAUGGACAUGCUGUCCAAGUUUAAGUCUCGGCUUUAUUCCCUUCGUUCUAAGCCUGCCGACGAGGAGGAGUCACCUGACAUUCCUGUGAUCAGCGAGGAUAAUAAAAGCAGCGAAAAACCUAUGGAUGACUGGUUGACUCACCGCCUAAAAUUUGAGAAUGAUGACCCUAUUCUAGCCAAAGACGCUAAUGUUCAGAACGCAGACACAUACGAUAUCUACGAUCCAAGAAACCCUCUCAAUAAGAGGCGAAGGGAGGCUGACAAAAUUGAGAUGAUGAACCUACGAAAGGGCAAAACUUGAAAACAAUGACUGUAUAAUCACUUUGACUGUGUUAUUAUUAUGUCGUUCUUGUAAAAAUUAUUCUUAAUGUAAACGAAUUACAUUUGUGAUAAAAA